Molecule: messenger RNA, 3870 nt
Organism: Lepus europaeus (European hare)
Lineage: Eukaryota; Metazoa; Chordata; Mammalia; Lagomorpha; Leporidae
Gene: DIPK2A
Product: divergent protein kinase domain 2A
Exons: 3
Coding region: 16-1308 (430 amino acids)
Biological process (GO): cardiac muscle cell proliferation; regulation of phosphatidylinositol 3-kinase/protein kinase B signal transduction
Cellular component (GO): COPI vesicle coat
Source: RefSeq, a predicted model, not a curated record
GUGCGGGCGGGCGGGAUGUGGCGCCUGGUGCCCCCGAAGCUGGGCCGCCUGUCCCGCUCGCUGAAGCUGGCGGCGCUGGGCAGCCUGUUGGUGCUGAUGGUCCUGCACUCGCCGUCGCUGCUCGCCUCCUGGCAGCGCAACGAGCUGACCGACCGGCGCUUCCUGCAGCUCAAUAAGUGCCCGGCUUGCUUCGGCACGAGCUGGUGCCGCCGCUUCCUCAACGGGCAGGUGGUGUUCGAGGCGUGGGGCCGCCUGCGCCUGCUGGACUUCCUCAACGUGAAGAACGUCUACUUCGCGCAGUACGGCGAACCCCGCGAGGGCGGCCGCCGCCGAGUGGUGCUCAAGCGCCUGGGCUCGCAGCGCGAGCUGGCGCAGCUCGACCAGAGCAUCUGCAAGCGGGCUACCGGCCGGCCCCGCUGCGACCUGCUGCAGGCCAUGCCCCGGACCGAGUUCGCGCGCCUCAACGGCGACGUGCGCCUGCUCACGCCCGAGGCGGUGGAGGGCUGGUCGGACCUGGUGCACUGCCCCUCGCAGCGCCUGCUCGACCGCCUGGUGCGCCGCUACGCCGAGACCAAGGACUCGGGCAGCUUCCUGCUGCGCAACCUCAAGGACUCGGAACGCAUGCAGCUGCUGCUGACCCUGGCCUUCAACCCGGAGCCGCUGGUGCUACAGAGCUUCCCAUCUGAUGAAGGUUGGCCAUUUGCAAAGUAUCUUGGAGCUUGUGGAAGAAUGGUGGCUGUAAAUUAUGUUGGAGAAGAACUGUGGAGUUACUUUAAUGCACCAUGGGAAAAAAGAGUUGACCUUGCUUGGCAGUUAAUGGAAAUAGCAGAGCAGCUUACAAACAAUGACUUUGAAUUUGCGCUAUACCUCCUGGACGUCAGCUUUGAUAAUUUUGCAGUUGGUCCUAGAGAUGGGAAGGUAAUCAUUGUGGAUGCUGAAAAUGUUUUGGUUGCUGACAAAAGAUUAAUUAGACAAAAUAAACCUGAAAAUUGGGAUGUGUGGUAUGAAAGCAAAUUUGAUGACUGUGAUAAAGAGGCUUGCCUAUCAUUUUCAAAAGAAAUCCUCUGUGCUCGUGCCACUGUGGACCACAAUUAUUAUGCUGUUUGUCAGAACCUCUUAUCCAGACAUGCCACCUGGCGUGGCACUUCUGGAGGGCUCCUUCAUGAUCCACCAAGCGAAAUUGCCAAAGAUGGCCGACUCGAGGCCUUGCUGGAUGAGUGCGCCAACCCAAAGAAGCGCUACGGCAGAUUCCAGGCUGCAAAAGAACUGCGUGAAUAUCUAGCACAACUAAGUAACAACGUGAGGUAGUCCAUGGUGAACUCCCCCACCUCCCUCUCUCCAUUUAAAUAGCACUGGCUAAAACUAAACCACCAAAAACUCUCUGGAAAAACAAAAUUUGGAAGUGUUAUAAUCAGAAGAUGAAAAACUUGCACUGAUCUUAUGUUAACAUCCAUCAAAAUGAGACAUUGCUGUUCUUCAGAAAUCACAUGAUGCUUUUGCAAAUAAGUAUGUUCUUAUACUUUAGAGACUUGAGAUAUUAUUGACUGCUUUGCCGCCCCAUCCCCCCUCCACAAUGCCUGAGUGAAUUAAUGAGUGUUGUUAAGCUAUUGGAAAUAAGUCUGAUAGUUACAUUGGCUUGUGUAUCAAAGGGUACUUGGUACUUAGUUUGCAUUACUAUCAUGAUUUUGUGAAUCUCUUGCAUUUACUAUUAAUAUCAAGUUAGAUUGGCCUGUUUUAUAGGCCACCUUUUCCUUCUGAUGUGUAGGAGGUAUUUUCCCCCCAUGUGUUUUUUUUUUUUUUUUUUAAUUAAAUUUUACAAUAUUCAGGUUACUGCAGUUGUUCAUUUGAAUUUUGACUCGUUUUCAUUCAGUGCUAUGUGGUACAUAUUUACUGUUAGGGCAGGUUUCCCAGGUUUACUGUAUUUUUUCAGAAAGGCAAACUUUUUUAUGUAAAUAAUUUUUUCACACUUUCUGUGAUUUUCACCAUUGCAUGAUUCCAUUUCAAGUUAUUUAACAGUUACAUCCCUCUGUGCCAAUAAUUAUAAGUGAACACUGAAUAUGAAGUUUCGCAUAUGUUGCAAAAUGUCAUUUUGUCCUUUUACUAAAGAGUUUAAAAAGAAUAUACUAGCAGUCUACACCUUGAUGUUAAUUUUGGUUCAGAAAAAGAGUAUAACUCAGUAUUUUUAAAAUGCUAACUAGUCCAAGGUAGUACUGCAUUUGCCAAAGAAUAUUAGACCUAGUCCCAUAUUUAGAACUUUAAAUAGAAUUGGCCAGCUACUUAUUCUUACUGUCGUACUUCUAAUAUUUUAGCUCUGACAUUAUUAAAUACAAAUCUUCCUGGUUAUUCUUUAAUAUUGAAAGUUAAGCUACUGCUUUCAAGAAUAUAUAACUUACAGGUACGCUACUUUUUAUUCAUUGGUAGUUUUGCAAAAUUUACAUGGUAGUCAUUGUUGGAGUUUAAUCAGGCAUCCUAACCCUUUAUUUUAUUAAUGGAUUAAUAAUUUUUACUGUAAAGCAGAUGGUUUAGCUAGUCUGCCUACCUUGGUCAUCUUUAUCCAGUUGUUGAACACCAAAACAUCAAAUUUAAGUAUGUGGAUAAAAAUUAACAAAUGUACGAAAUUUGUGAACUAUUUAAAAAAUGUUUCAGUAUAUAUAUAAGUUGACUGUAUCUAACCUAGGUAAUAUUUUUCAGAUUGAAGUUAUUUUGUUUACAACAGAGUUUGGUGUAUCAUGCACUAGUUACUUCUAGACUGACCUUAUUUUAUCUAAAUCAUAGAGUGAUUGAAGUAUGCACAACCAAAGCCAAGGUUUUCUUUUUUCAUUCAUUCAACAACUAUUUAUUGAGCUUUAGCUCUGUGCCAGGCACAUUACUAGCUGCUACACACUGUCUGGAUGUGACACAUAGUUAAGUAACUUUACAAUGAUUAUCAGCUACUUUAAUGUCAGUGGAAAUAGCAUUGACUAAGAUGAUGCUUCCACUUUGUUUUACUGUUGUGAUGGGAAUUCUAUUUAUAUCAUCUAAAACUUCAGAUACUACAAAAAGAAGAUGAAAUCCAUAAAGUUAAUCCUAGUUUAAGAACUCGAAGAAAAAGGAUAAGAGCUCUCCUUUAUAAAACAGACUGUUAUGUUAGUUUUUAUGCAUUAUUACAUUGCAUAGCCCUUAAUGAGACAUUCAAGUGCUGGAAAUCUUACUAAGCUGACUUUUUACAACUUUAGAAAAUUUUUGAGGGGAGUAAGAAAUUGCUUGUCACACAUUCACCUCUUACUCAAAACUUCAAAUAAAAUACACAUUUUCAAAAUGGAGCAUCUUUUAUAUUUGAUAAGUAUUCAUUAUAAAUCUUAGAAUGCCAGUCACAGAAGAGUAGUCUAUGGUUUAGCAAACAUUUAUCUUACUUUUUGGAAGAGUGGUUGUGAUUGCAGAAUAGAAAGUGAGAAAACACUGCCAGCAGUGAUUGCUACUUGAGGUAGUUCAUUUUAUAACUACCAUUUCCCCCAUGAGAUUACGUGGAAUUUCUUUUAUCUUGGGAAAAGGUUCAGAAGAUAGUAAAAGAAUUAGGAAUUAAAAAUUACAGGGAAAAAAUAUAUGUGAAAAGCAAUAAAUAUUUUGUUCACUUUGCUAUCAAGAUGUUCACUAUCAAAUAUUUAUUAUACAGCAGCAAUUUAUAUUUUUAAUCAUUGUCCAUUAAUAGACGCAGUAAAAUAUUUUUGAAUCAGACAUUUGGGGUUUGUAUGUGCAUUAAAAUUGUCUUUUGUACUGUAAGUUACUGUUUAAUUUGAAUAUUUUAUCAGAACUGUCUCCCUGUGCCUUUAUAUUAUAAAAGUUGUUUCUACAACUUUUAAUGAUCUUAAUAAAGAAUACUUUAAGAAUCAA